GAGUCUAUUCUGAGUCAGGAGCUAUAUAAGGUUUGCGCGAAACUCGCCGUUUUUAGAGCAGUGGCGUUCAGGCUCAAACUUAUUUAAGAUCGCUCAUAUUUUUAACUCACUCAGUCGAGGGUGUCUCAUAGAGAGUUGAACAUCACACGACAAAAUGGCGGACAAGGAGAAGAAGGUUAAGAAGAAGAAGAAGGAAGAAGGAGCAGCAGAUGCUCCUGCUGCUGCCCCAGCACCUGCCGCCGAAUCUAGAGCUUCAUCCAAGAGUUCAUCGAAGAAGGCCAAACGCUCUGGUUCCAAUGUGUUCUCUAUGUUCUCCCAGGCUCAAGUUGCAGAGUUCAAGGAAGCUUUCCAACUUAUGGACCACGACAAAGAUGGUAUCAUCACCAAGCCCGACCUCAGGGCCACCUUUGACGCAGUCGGAAAACUCUCGACAGAAAAAGAGUUGGACGAGAUGCUGAACGAGGCCCCUGGUCCACUCAACUUCACCCAACUGUUGGGUCUCUUUGGUAACCGCAUGGCCGAUUCCGGCGGUACCGAUGACGACGAAGUUGUCGUAGCCGCCUUCAAAUCAUUCGACGAGGGUGGUACCAUCGACAGUGAAAAAUUCAGGCACGCCUUGAUGACUUGGGGAGACAAAUUCUCCGCCAAGGAAGUCGACGACGCUUUCGACGCCAUGGAGAUCGACGACAACGGCAGGAUCGACACCCAAGCCCUUAUCACCCUCUUGACCGCCGCCCAAGAGGAAGGCGAAGAGGGAGGUGAAGCCGCCUAAGACUAAGACCACAAUUAGAAUUAAAAAAAUCAUUUUAAUCUUUAAGUUCAUCGUUGUAGAUGGUACGGCUCUGCCAAUCCAUGUUUUGUCAACUCUCCUAUAACGCGCACUCUCUUCUCUCUUGUGUAAUGGAAAACUUGAACUUGUUAUUCACAUAGUUUCUUAAGAGAAAUCUCGAAUUGAAUGGAUGUAAUUUUGAGCAUACAUAUAAUGACAACAAACUUGGAAAGUCGCUAAGACCAAAUAACAUCGUUCGCGACAGCAAAUAAAUCAUAUUUUGUA
Messenger RNA from Coccinella septempunctata (seven-spotted ladybird), 1054 nucleotides. RefSeq names its product myosin regulatory light chain 2 (gene Mlc2). The transcript has 4 exons. The coding region runs from base 155 to 772 and encodes 205 amino acids. Gene Ontology annotation, biological process: locomotion; post-embryonic development. Gene Ontology annotation, molecular function: calcium ion binding; myosin heavy chain binding. Lineage: Eukaryota; Metazoa; Arthropoda; Insecta; Coleoptera; Coccinellidae. The record is from RefSeq and is a predicted model, not a curated record. Gene Ontology annotation, cellular component: cytoplasm; myosin II complex.